Messenger RNA from Exophiala aquamarina CBS 119918, 963 nucleotides. RefSeq lists its product as uncharacterized. Bases 1 to 963 code for a protein of 320 amino acids. NCBI's taxonomy places the organism in Eukaryota, Fungi, Ascomycota, Eurotiomycetes, Chaetothyriales, Herpotrichiellaceae. The transcript has a single exon. Gene Ontology annotation, molecular function: hydrolase activity; carboxy-lyase activity. Gene Ontology annotation, biological process: secondary metabolic process. The record is from RefSeq and is a predicted model, not a curated record. Gene Ontology annotation, cellular component: cytoplasm; cytosol.
AUGGCGUCCCUGAUAUCUCUCGAAGAUCACUUUAUAUCUGAUGCCAUGAAAGCGCGGUCUCAGAAUUUGGACGAGUUUGCAUUCCAUCUGUGGCCUGAGAACCUCAAUGAAAAGCUUUCUUCUCUGCGGGACCUCAGAAUCAGCGACAUGGACAAAGGGGAAAUAAUCGUCCAAGUCGUAUCGAGCGUGCCUUCAUCCGAGCCUCUCGACAUAUGCAAGGAAACCAAUGACCAAUUGGCGGAAGCAGUUGAACAGUCCUAUGGCCGUCUAAGGGGCUUUGCAAGUGUUCCCAUGGACAGUCCCAAAGAGGCCGCAGGGGAGUUGGAACGAUGCAUAAGAGAGCUAGGAUUUCUGGGCGCCCUCAUCCCAAACAAUGCCCACGGCAAGUACUACGACACUGGGGAGUACGAAGAGUUCUGGGGCAGAGCCGAAGCCCUUGGUGUUCCUGUCUAUCUCCAUCCCACUCCGCCUCCAGAAGCUACGAAGGCGACAUAUCGAGGAAACUACCUGGAUGAGGUUGCCACCAUUCUCUCGGUCGGUGGUUGGGGUUGGCAUGCAGACACGGCUAUCCAUAUAGUCAAGUUGUAUGCCAGUGGGUUGUUUGAUUCAUUCCCCAAGCUGAAAGUCAUCAUUGGACACGCGGGAGAAAUGCUUCCCUACAUGAUCACGCGGAUCAAUUCGCGUCUGACCAAAGGCUGGGGGUCCCGAAAACGAGACCUGAAAACUGUUUGGGCAGAGAAUUUGUGGAUCACGGUCUCAGGCUUCUGGGACCUUGGACCCUUCUCCUGCAUGCUCAGAACGGUAGCUAUAGAUCGGAUCUUGUUUAGUGUCGACUAUCCAUUUGAGAGGAACGAGUCUGGCCGGGAUUUCAUGGCGACGGUACGCGAGAGUGGAUUAGUGACAGAAGAGCAGUGGAGGAUGAUUGCGUCCGGCAACGCUGAAAGGCUGCUAGGAAUUUCUUGA